Messenger RNA from Prorocentrum cordatum, 1152 nucleotides. Lineage: Eukaryota; Dinophyceae; Prorocentrales; Prorocentraceae. The record is from the annotation of a GenBank genome assembly.
AUGGUGAGGCGCCGCGCACGUGCCCCGAGCGCGUGGACGAGGGCCCCUGGCGUGGAGGCGCAGCCGCAGCCCCUCGUCGGCGCCGUGGGCAAGAGAGGAGUGCGGGCGCACCCGCAGGCCGAGCAGGGCCAGCUCGACGUGAAGGCCGAGUUGGAGGCGGAUAUGGUCGCGGAGUUCGCGACGUUGAGUGCGUUCGCCAAGUGCGUGGCGUUCAUGGAGCAGGUCGAGCCGACCGAGGUAGAGCAGAUCGAGACGAUCGAGGUGCGGGAGAUGGCCGGGUUCGAGGCGCAGCACGGGGAGAAGUUCCAGGUGGCAGCGAUCGCCAAGCGCGAGGCAGCCAUGGAGAAGUACGGCGUGCAGGAGCCGAAGCAGAGCCUGGGCUACGGCGAGGAUAUGGAGCAGGAGAUCGCCCUGGCCAGCGUCCCCCCGUUCCCGUGGCUCGAGCCCGUCAGCAAGGAGAAUUGGGCCGACCUCGGCGACGAGGAGGUUGCCCAAGCGCUGACGGUGAAGGUGCUGAAGCUGUACCCAGAGACGGGUGUGGAGUGCAUCAGGGCCGUGGACCGCGGGGCGUACGUGGAGCACGACGGGGAUGAGAAGCACGACGACGCGAAGAAGGAGACCGAGGCUAGCAUCGCCGAGGCGCCGAAGUGCGUGCAGACCUACGUGGACCUGGUGGGCACGUGGGACGAGGCCAAGGACUGCGAGUUCAUGAAGGCGGAGGGCACCGAGGAGGAAUUCGAGAAGAGCUCGGACGCCAGGGUCGACGACGAGCUAGAGGAGGCCGUUGACCCCGUGAAGAUGCAGGACCUGGAGGAGAAGUGGGACAGGGUCGACGACGAGCUAGAUGAGGCCGUUGACCGCGUGAGGCUGGAGCAGGAGCUGGACAUCAUCGGCUGCGAGUUCAUGAAGAGCCUGGGCCGUAUGAUUAUGCACAGCUGCUUCAGCAGUUGGCGGCUGGACGUCGCCAGCGACAAGGUGAAGAAGUUGCAGGAGAAGGGCAGCGCGAUUGAGGUCGAGCUGCAGAAGUCCAUGAAGGUGCUUAGGAGGAGCGGCGACGGCGGCACCGAGAAGAAGACCCGGGGGCCCGCGAAGCCGGAGCCCGUGCCCCAGGGGCCCGAGCAGAAGGAGCCCGUGAAGGGGAAGAAGAAGUAG